This is a messenger RNA of Falco peregrinus (peregrine falcon), 599 nucleotides long. RefSeq names its product heat shock protein beta-7-like. The transcript is spliced from 3 exons. The record is from RefSeq and is a predicted model, not a curated record. Bases 156 to 599 code for a protein of 147 amino acids. Lineage: Eukaryota; Metazoa; Chordata; Aves; Falconiformes; Falconidae.
GUGAUGGCGAGGCCUCGGCCCUUAUCUCGCAUUCCUGGGGCCGGGGUGCCUAAUUAUGGGCAUCUGGUGGUGGCAGGCAGCCGGCCCCCUCCCCAGUGCCGGGGCCCUGGGGGGCGCGGGCAGCAGGAGCCACGGCCUCGCUUGCCUCAGCACCCAUGUACCGUGCCUACGGCCAGGGGCAUGGUGAGCCCCACUUCGAGGGGGACCGGCGGCACGGACCCUUCGGGGCACGGGCACACGAGGUCUUCGGGUACCCAGGGUCCCCAGGAGCCAUGUGUCCCUGCAGCCUGGGCACCUGGGUGCGUGCCCAGGGUGACACCUACCAGGUGGUGGCCGACGUCAGCCAGUUCAAGCCCCCUGACAUCGUGGUGACCAUCUCCAACUGCCACGUUGCCAUCCAGGCUGAGAAGGUGGCUGAGGAUGGCACUGUCUGCGACACCUUCACCCACAAGUGCCAGCUGCCUGAGGACACGGACCCGCUGUCAGUGAGCUGCACCCUCACUGAGGCUGGCACGCUGGUCAUCACUGCCCAGCGCCAUACCAGCACCCGCCCCGGUGAGCCCCCGCAGCUGCUGUACCGCAGCGAGGCCACGCUGUAA